Molecule: messenger RNA, 5653 nt
Organism: Trichomycterus rosablanca
Lineage: Eukaryota; Metazoa; Chordata; Actinopteri; Siluriformes; Trichomycteridae
Gene: ift172
Product: intraflagellar transport 172
Exons: 48
Coding region: 169-5442 (1757 amino acids)
Biological process (GO): intraciliary transport
Cellular component (GO): ciliary basal body; intraciliary transport particle B; axoneme
Molecular function (GO): protein binding
Source: RefSeq, a predicted model, not a curated record
CACUCUUUUCGAGUCGACUCGUUCGCAAUCGACACAUUACUAGUAACCAGGGACAACGCUGCAUUUGCCAAACAUCUCUGUCAUUGAAAGGUUGCUUGUCUAGCACCAAGCUAUACGUAGUUUUUAUUUUACUAGCAUAGUCUGUAUAACGUCAGUAAACUUGCAAAUAUGCAGCUAAAGCAUUUAAAGACGCUUCUAACUCCACAGGACGGAGCUUCGAAAGUUACUUGCAUGGCAUGGUCUCCGAACAACGGAAAGUUAGCUGUGUGUACCGUUGAUAGAGUGGUUUUGCUGUAUGAUGAACAGGGAGAGAGAAGGGACAAGUUUUCAACUAAACCUUUGGAUUCUAAGUAUGGGAAGAAAAGCUACAUGGUGAAAGCUAUGGCAUUUUCUCCAGAUUCCACUAAAAUUGCCAUUGCUCAAACCGACAGUGUAGUUUUUGUCUACAAAAUUGGGGAGGAAUGGGGGGAGAAAAAGGUUAUUUGUAACAAAUUUCUUCAAACAAGUGCUGUUACAUGUUUGCUUUGGCCGGCUGAACAUUCUAUAGUUUUUGGAUUAGCAGAUGGAAAAGUUCGCGUGGCGAAUACUAAGACCAACAAAUCUUCUAGCAUCUAUGGGACAGAAUCCUAUGUUGUCUCACUGACUUCAAAUGUCUCAGAAAAAGGAAUUCUCUCAGGCCAUGCAGACGGGGCUGUUGUGCGCUACUUUUUUGAAGAUGAAGGAACAGGAAACUCUCAGGGUAAAUUAUUGAUCCACCCAUGCCCUCCAUAUGCUCUGGCUUGGGGAAGCCAUAGCAUUGCUGUUGCUGGUUGUGAUAAGAAGAUUGUGGUCUAUGGAAAUGAGGGGCACAUCCUGCAGACAUUUGACUACAGCCAUGAUCUCCUGGAAAAGGAGUUCACAGUUACAGCAACAAGCCCAAGUGGACAAUCCAUUGUCUUUGGCAGUUAUAACAGAUUAAGGGUGUUUAACUGGAGUCCCCGAAGAGGUGUUUGGGAUGAGAUGUCUCCAAAACAAAUCCAAAAUAUUUACUCCAUCACAGCUUUAGCCUGGAAAAAAGAUGGCUCUCAACUUUGUGCAGGUACAUUGUGUGGUGGAGUCGAAGUGUUUGACUGUUGCCUUCGCAGAAGUAUCUACAAAAACAAAUUUGAGAUGACUUACGUAGGUUUAAGCCAGGUGAUUGUAAAAAACCUUUCCACAGGCACAAGAGUAGUGCUGAAGUCACAUUAUGGCUAUGAAAUUGACGAGGUAAAGAUCAUGGGGAAGGAUCGUUACCUGGUGGCUCACACCUCCAACACUCUGCUGCUGGGAGAUUUAGGCUCCAACAAACUAAGUGAGGUGGUGUGGCAUGGCUCUGGAGGGAAUGAGAAGUUCUUUUUUGAAAACGAAAAUGUGUGUAUGGUUUACAAUGCAGGUGAACUGACACUGGUGGAGUAUGGCAGUAACAACAUCUUGCGAUCUGUUCGUACUGAAUUUAUGAACCCUCACCUUAUAAGGCAUUUGCUUGUGUAUGCUUGCAGUGUGCGUCUAAAUGAAAGGAGACAGAGGGGAGUUAAGGAUAACAAGAAGUUAGCUUACUUAAUUGACAUCAAAACCAUCGCUAUUGUGGACUUGGUUGGUGGUUAUAAUCUAGGGACUGUUUUCCAUGACUUAAAAAUUGACUGGCUGGAGUUGAAUGAGAUUGGACACAAGCUGCUCUUCAGGGAUAAGAAGUUACAGCUUAUUCUCUUUGACAUUGAAAGCGGCUUGAAGACCACCAUGCUAAGCUUUUGCUCCUACGUGCAGUGGGUUCCAGGCAGUGAUGUGGUGAUAGCUCAAAACCAUGACAAUCUGUGUGUGUGGUACAACAUUGACAGCCCUGAGAAAAUCACCCUGCAUUCCUUAAAAGGAGAUGUUGUUGAACUGGUGAGGGCCAAUGGAAAAACAGAGGUUACUGUGAUUGAAGGUGUGAAUAAAAUUUUUUACACACUGGAUGAAGGAUUGAUUGAGUUUGGAACAGCCAUUGAUGAUAAAGAUUAUCAAAGAGCCACAGCUUUUUUGGAAACCCUUGAAAUGUGUGCUGAAACAGAAGCUAUGUGGAAGACUCUAAGCAAGCUAUCCCUGGAAGCACAGCAGCUACUCAUUGCUGAAAGGUGCUUUGCAGCUUUGGGAUGUGUUUCCAAGGCACGCUUUUUGAACAAGACCAAUAAAGUUGCUGAUUUGAUAUUAAAAGAAUAUGGUAGUGAUAGCACAGAGAACUACCAAGUUAGAGCACACUUAGCAGUGCUGGAUAAGAACUACAAACUCGCUGAAGUGUAUUUCAUGAAACAGAAUGAGAUCAAUGACGUAAUGGAAAUGUACCAGGAGCUGCAAAUGUGGGAUGACUGCAUUGCAUUGGCAGAGGCCAAGGGUCAUCCAAAAUUGGACAGUCUUCGAUGCAGCUACUAUGCCUGGCUGAUUGAGACUUAUCAAUACGAGAAAGCAGGAGAAAUAAAAGAGAAUGAGGGUGACUGUGUGGAGGCGGCUAAGCUUUAUCUGAAGGCUGGGCUUCCAGGCAAGGCAGCAUGGCUAGCUAUCAGCAGAGACAAGUUGCUGUGCAGCAGUGAGAUUAUUGCUUGCAUUACCUCAGCCCUUAUUAAAGGGGAGUUCUAUGAAACAGCAGGUGACCUUUUUGAGAAAUUAAAAAAUAACCAUCGUGCCCUAGAUUGUUACAGAAAGGGAAAUUCCUUCAAAAAAGCUGUGGAGCUUGCACGUGUGGCUUUUCCAUCAGAAGUAGUGAAGCUGGAAGAAGCCUGGGGCAACUACCUGGUCCUGAAGAAACAAAUGGAUGGUGCCAUCAACCAUUAUAUUGAAGCAGGGUGCUCCUCUAAAGCAGUGGAAGCGGCAAUUAAGGCACGGCAGUGGAAGAAAGCUCUGCAUAUUUUGGAGCUGCAGGAGGACAAAUCUUUAGCCAAAUACUACUUGAGGGUCGCCCAGCACUAUGCGUCUAUACACAAAUUUGAGGUAGCAGAAAAUCUUUUUGUUAAAGGAGGCCAUAUACAAGACGCCAUUGACAUGUACACUGAGGCGGGGAAAUGGGAACAAGCGCACAAGCUUGCUAUAAAGUGCAUGACGCAAAAAGAAGUAUCAUCGCUUUACAUCAGUAGAGCAAAGGAGCUAGAGAAGAGAGGAAAGUACAAAGAGGCUGAAAGAUUGUUUCUUACCAUUGAUGAGCCUGAUAUGGCAAUUACUAUGUGUAAAAAUAACAAACUGUAUGAUGACAUGAUUCGUCUGGUUGCAAAAUACCAUGAAGACCUGCUUCAGGAGACUCAUAUUCACUUAGCCAAGGAGCUGGAGAUUGAGGGAAGGUUCCAGGAGGCUGAGUAUCAUUACAUUGAGGGAAAGGAUUGGAAAGCUGUGGUCAACAUGUAUGGUAGUAAUGCCUUGUGGGAGGAUGCUUAUCGGGUAUCUAAGAGACAUGGGACAACCAGCGCCCACACGCAGGUGGCAUAUCUCUGGGCAAAAGAUCUAGGAGGAAAAGCAGCUGUCAAGUUGUUAAACAAAUUUGACCUGAUUGAGACUGCUAUUGAUUUUGCAGCAGAAAACAAUUCGUUUGACUUUGCCUUUGAGCUGGCCCAACUCUCUAUGAAACAGAAGGUCCUUGAACUUCAUCUGAAGAAAGCCAUGUUACUGGAAGAUGAGGGCAAAUUCAUUGAAGCAGAAAUGGAGUUCAUUAUGGCAGGAAAGCCAAAGGAGGCUGUGCUCAUGUACCUGCAUAUUGAGGACUGGCUUGGAGCACAGCGUGUGGCUGAGGCUCAUGAUCCAAACAGUAUGGCUGAUGUGUUGGUGGAACAGGCCAGGUUUUGCCUAAAGCAAAAGGACUUCCAGAAAGCUGAAGCCUUUCUUCUUCAAGCUCAGAGGCCCGAGCUUGCCAUCAAUUAUUAUAAAGAGGCUAAGAUGUGGAGUGAUGCUAUGCGCAUCUGUAAAGAAUACCUUCCUCAUAAGUUGGGGCUUCUCCAAGAGGAGUACGAGAGAGAAGCAACAGGAAAAGGCAUUCGGGGAUUAGAGAGCAUGGUUGAACAGGCACGGGAGUGGGAGCAGAUGGGGGAAUAUUCUCAGGCAGUGGAGUGCUACCUAAAGGUGAAGGAUUCGACCAAUGUGGCCCUGCUUGAAAAGUGUUGGAUAAAGGCAGCAGAGCUGGCUAUCAAGUUUCUGAAGCGAGAAAAGGCUGUAAAUGUUGUACAAACUGUUGGGCGACAUUUGGUGCAGCUUAGAAAAUACAUCACGGCUGCUGAACUCUAUCUUAACCUAGACCUCAUUAAGGAAGCUGUAGAUGCAUUCCUAGAGGGGGAAGAAUGGAACAAAGCCAAGCGAGUAGCCAAAGAGUUGGAUCCAAGGUUGGAAGAAUAUGUUGAUCAGUGUUAUAAAGAGCACUUAAAAAACCAUGGCAAGGUGGAAUCACUUGUUGGAGUGGACAUUAUGGCUGCAUUAGACAUGUAUGCUGAGAGUGGACAGUGGGAGAAGUGCAUUGAUAUUGCAUCUAAACAGAAUGAUAAGAUCCUGCAUAAAUACUGUGCCCUGUAUGCAACCCAGCUGAUCAAAGAGGGUAAAGCAGAGAAAGUGCUCAAACUGUACUUACAGCAUGGUGUGCCAGCCAGCCCACAGAACUUUAAUAUCUACAAGCGCAUAUUCCUAGAGCUAAUAAACUGGAAUGAAAGUGAUGUCAUUGAAGGCUAUCGGAUGUGGGCAGACCUGAGAGAUUUUUUGCACUUGCUGUGUGGGAAUCUUUCCAAGUCUUCAGAAGCAAAUUUAUCAUCCCAUGACAACUUUAAGCAGAUGCUGGUGAUCGCUCACUAUUAUGCCACUCGCUCAGCAACCAAGGGCAUCGAGCAGCUGAGUACUUUGACAGCCAAGCUGUCCAUUUCGUUGCUCCGGCACACAGACCUCAUUCCAGCAGACAGGGCCUUUUAUGAGGCCGGCCUGGCAGCUAAGGCUGUCGGAUCAGAAGGCAUGGCCUUUAUUUUCCUCAACCGCUUCCUGGAUUUGGCUGAUGGUAUUGAUGAGGGUUCACUGGAUACCUUAGACCACACAGAUUUCCAGGGCACAGAUAUUCCUUUUGAAGUCCCUCUUCCAUCCAAACUCCAUGUCACUGUGGCUAAGAGGGAGGAGAUCAGGGAUUGGGUUUUGACUAUGUCAAUGGACCAGCGGAUAGAGCCAGUGCUUCCUAGAGAUGAGAGAGGCACAUAUGAGGCCUCGCUGCUGGCAUCCAACACCGGCAUUCGAUUCCUUCCCUGUGUCAUUACAGGUUACCCUGUACUUCAGAAUAAAAUUGAGUUUAAAGCACCGGGGAUGGCAUCCAACAAGGAUGACUGGAAUAAAUUCCUGCUGGCUACCAAGGCCACUCACAGCCCAGAGUGUCAGGAUGUCCUAAAGUUUAUAGCCCAGUGGUGUGGAGGGCUUCCAUCAGCUGGCUUCUCCUUCCAGUAACAAGGAGAUUUGUUUCUUAUUGUGUGUAACUUUUUUAAGCUGUCCAUAUCUCAUUUGUCUGUUAUUGUGCAAUUCUUUAUUUGUAUCCUUAAUUCCAUUACCUUCAUUUAAAUGCUUAAUUUGCUUUAUGGUGUUAUGCUUUAUGCUGUUAUAAGAAAAAAGUCUUAAACUUUGUCCUUAUUUGUUUACUCUAUAAAGGCAUUUAAAACAA